UCAGAUUUUCGACCGCAGAACAAUCAAAUACAGUAGCGUACUGUUGCUGUUUCGCAGCUCUAAAAUGUGAGUUAAAUGUGUUUAAAGACAGAACAAGUCCAUGGGUAUAUUUAGCAAUAUCAAAGGGUGUACUAAACAUUUGUAAUCGAGUAGAAAUCACACCCGAAUUUAUCAGAGAAUGUGUGAUAUGAUAGUAUGUAGCUAACACUGGCUAGCCAUACAACAAUUAAUUUGGAGGGCUUCUCGUCUUGUGUCUUCAGCUCCAAUGAUUUGUGCAUGAAAGAAUAAGUAACUAUGUCUCGAGUUACCAAGAAAGCGUCAUCUGUCUGUACAGACAGCCCACUGAGUAUAAGUGAAGUCUGUCGGAAGAUGACACUGAUGAGGCAGAUCCUCACCUCUUGUUUCGGACCCAAUGGCAGACUGAAGCAAGUCCAUAACAACGUUGGUGGACACGUCCUGACCACCUCCACCUCUACAUCCCUACUUCAAGCUGUUUCCUCAUCGGAGCCGUUACUCAAACUUAUAACUGCCUCCAUCCUAAACCACCUGUCUCGGUUCAGUGACUGUGGUCUGUACACUGGCAUCCUCUGUUUUUCCCUCAUUGACCAUGUUCAGAAGUCAGGCUUGAGACCAAGUGUUGCGAUCAAAAUCAACAAACAACUAUUGGAGGUUUGCACCAGUUUCCUCAACCAGGAGGACUGUGGCUGUAAAGUGAAUGUCGAUUUCAACAGCUGCCAGAGCUUGGUGACACUAGCCAGGAGUGUCAUCUCUAGCAAACCUGCCUGUGUGUUGACUGAGGGUGAACAACAGCAUAUCAGCACGUUGGCUGUCCAUGCCUUUCUACUGACUGUCCCCUGUGGUGACACCCCGGGCUCCCCAGACAGAGUCCGUCUUGGUAGGACUGUGACUGUCUCCAUCGAGGGACAGUUUGUGCUAGAUUCUGCAGUGUUUCCAGGUCUGCUGGUGAAUGUCCCAGACAUGCAGCUUCAACCCACAGACUCGGAGAGAACCAGACGGGGGCCCGGGCCCUUCCGACUAGCCCUGUUCACGGUGUCUCUCUCAGGGGAUCUAUCUGAGUUCGGAGAGGGGUCCCUGGAGGUGCACAGUGGAGCCCCUGACCCAGAAGACCUAAUCCUGGAUGAGUUACUGAAGCUGGGAGAGCAGGCAGUUACAGACCAGGUGGAGGUGUUUAUGUGUCAGAGAGUAAUACACCCUGUACUGCAGCAUUACCUCCGGAGGCACGGGGUCUUGGUCGUAGAGAGACUCGGCAUUGCACUCAUCCAGCCCAUUGUUCAAAUGACAGGUGCUCAAGCAGUGGCAUUGUACCAGACCCCUAUCCCUCCUGAGGCCUAUGGCCAGGUGAAAGGCUGCUGUGUCAGGACCGUUGGAUCCAGAGAGAUGCUGCAUCUCCUUCCACCUCGGGAACCAGCACCAGCUGUAUGCACUAUGGUCCUCUGCCACAGGAACGACACCAUGCUCAACGAACUGAAGGCUGCGUGUCAGAGGGCAGAGCAUGUGUUGAGGCUGACCCUGAGAGACCCAGUAGCUCUGCUGGGAGGAGGAUGCACUGAGACACACAUGGCAGCCUACAUCAGUAACAAGGGCACUACUGAAGCAACGGAGGCAGCGUUAUCCCUGGGAGUCUCCCAGUCUCAGUACCUACUGGGACUGAACGGGUUCUGCUCCUCCCUGGAGGCUGUAGCCUUGGCCCUGGUGCACGAUGGAGAAACCGGCCUCGUAGACCUCAGCUACGCCCACCACUGGUCUGUGCCCCAGGGAGAGGCUAUUCAUUCGGGUACUGUGCUCCAGGGAGAGGCUAUUCAUUCGGGUACUGUGCCCCAGGGAGAGGCACUCCAGCGGGGUGAUGGAGAUGAGGUUCCAGCCACCUGUGGCUGUGGCCUGGUGGAGAGGAGCGCCAGGCCUGGGCUGGAGUGGACCCCCCUCAACACCAGGUACCCUUCACGUCCUGCCCCCCUGGUUGUGGGUAAGGCCACUCCCCCUCAGCUCAGGGUGCUGGACUCCUUCACAGCCAAACUCAAUGCUCUGCAGGUUGCCGUGGAAAUGGCUAAUCUGGUACUGGACAUUAGAUACGUCAUCCAAGAUGUCAACUGACACCAACAUCUCAAUUCAAUUCAAAGGGGCUUUAUUAGCAUGGAAUGUGUUUACAUUGAAAUAAACUGUAAACAAAACAA
Molecule: messenger RNA, 2192 nt
Organism: Oncorhynchus mykiss (rainbow trout)
Lineage: Eukaryota; Metazoa; Chordata; Actinopteri; Salmoniformes; Salmonidae
Gene: mkks
Product: MKKS centrosomal shuttling protein
Biological process (GO): cilium assembly; chaperone-mediated protein complex assembly; developmental process
Cellular component (GO): nucleus; cytoplasm; kinociliary basal body
Molecular function (GO): ATP binding
Source: RefSeq, a predicted model, not a curated record